Messenger RNA from Cucumis sativus (cucumber), 1620 nucleotides. Its product is annotated as glycosyl hydrolase 5 family protein. Bases 1 to 1620 code for a protein of 539 amino acids. The record is from RefSeq and is a predicted model, not a curated record. Gene Ontology annotation, molecular function: hydrolase activity, hydrolyzing O-glycosyl compounds. The transcript is spliced from 3 exons. NCBI's taxonomy places the organism in Eukaryota, Viridiplantae, Streptophyta, Magnoliopsida, Cucurbitales, Cucurbitaceae.
AUGGAAAGAACUAUUCAAGUCAUUCUUCUUCUAGCCCUAGUUUCAGUGUUUUCAUCUUUUUCAGCUUAUUCCUUACCCUUGUCAACACAUGGAAGAUGGAUCAUUGAUUCACAAUCUGGAAAAAGAGUGAAACUCGUGUGUGUGAAUUGGCCUUCCCACACACAAAGCAUGUUGAUAGAAGGUCUCAACCAUAGGCCAUUAAAAGAACUAGCAGACGAAGCAAUCAAGUUAAGGUUCAAUUGUGUACGACUCACAUAUGCAACCCACAUGUUCACUCGCUAUGCAAAUAGGACAGUUGAAGAAAACUUUGAUCUUCUUGAUUUAGAACAAGCAAAAGCUGGAUUGGCUCAAUACAAUCCUUUUGUGUUGAACAAGACUAUUGCCGAAGCUUAUGAAGCAGUUGUUGAUGUGUUGGGGGCAAGUGGUCUAAUGGUGAUUGCUGACAAUCACAUGAGCCAACCAAGAUGGUGUUGCUCUCUUGACGAUGGGAAUGGCUUCUUUGGAAACCGCUAUUUUGACCCUCAAGAAUGGCUACAAGGUCUUAGCUUAGUUGCUCAACGCUUUAACAACAAAUCCACGGUGGUAGGGAUGAGUCUACGAAAUGAGUUACGAGGAAUGAUGGAAAAUGCAAAUGAUUGGAACAAUUAUGUAACUCAAGGAGUAACCACGAUCCAUAAAAUAAAUCCAGCAGUUUUAGUGAUUGUUUCAGGUUUAAAUUAUGAUAAUGAUCUUCGAUGCUUAAAGGAUAAGCCUUUGAAUGUAAGCACCUUAGACAAUAAGUUGGCUUUUGAGGUGCACCUUUAUUCUUUCAGUGGAGAUUCUGAGAGCAAGUUUGUGCAACAGCCAUUGAACAAUAUUUGUGCAAAAAUUAUGCAUGAAUUUAUAGAUCAUGCUGAGUUUGUAAUUGAAGGACCAAACCCAUUUCCUUUAUUUGUUAGUGAAUAUGGGUAUGAUCAAAGAGAGGUUGACGAUGCGGAAAAUCGAUUCAUGAGUUGUUUCACAGCCCAUCUUGCACAAAAAGAUUUGGAUUGGGCAUUGUGGACAUGGCAAGGUAGUUAUUAUUAUAGAGAAGGUCAAGCAGAACUUGCGGAAACGUUUGGAGUGCUUGACUCUAAUUGGACUCAAAUUAAGAACCCUAACUUUGUCCAGAAGUUUCAACUAUUGCAAACCAUGUUGCAAGAUCCAUAUUCCAAUGCAUCGUUCUCAUAUGUUAUAUAUCAUGUACAAAGUGGGCAAUGUAUCGAAGUCUCUAAUGACAACAAAGAAAUUUUCCUCACCAAUUGCUCCACCUCAAGUCGAUGGAGUCAUGACAAUGAUAGUACUCCAAUCAAGAUGUCAAGCACUGGUUUGUGCUUGAAGGCUAGUGGAGAAGGUCUGGAGGCAUCUCUUUCAACUGACUGCAUAGGCAAACAAAGCCUUUGGAGUGCCAUUUCAAAUUCUAACCUUCAUUUGGGAACUGUCACAGAAGAUGGAAAAAGUCUUUGUCUACAGAUUAUUGAAAGCUCAAAUUCUUCAAAAAUUGUGACCAACUCUUGUAUUUGCACAACCAAUGAUCCAACUUGCCUCCAAGACACACAAAGCCAAUGGUUUGAACUUGUUGCAACCAACACAUUACUGUGA